Molecule: messenger RNA, 4045 nt
Organism: Talpa occidentalis (Iberian mole)
Lineage: Eukaryota; Metazoa; Chordata; Mammalia; Eulipotyphla; Talpidae
Gene: PPP5C
Product: protein phosphatase 5 catalytic subunit
Exons: 13
Coding region: 2130-3605 (491 amino acids)
Cellular component (GO): cytosol; nucleus
Molecular function (GO): protein binding; protein serine/threonine phosphatase activity
Source: RefSeq, a predicted model, not a curated record
AAAAGAAUAAUUACAGCUCGCCUUAAUUGAGCCCCUGUGGUGGCCAGGUACACCUCUUGGUUUAAUCCUCCCGGGGACACUGGGAGAGAGGGGGAGGAGCAGCCGUGUUGUUUUAUAGAGGAAGCUGGGGCUCAGAAGUGAAACCGCACGCCCAAGGUCAGCAUGUGUGAGCAGUGAGCGGAUAUCCCCCUUCCUCACCAUGUGUUCCUGACCCCAGGGCCUUCACCUGGACCUGUGCGCACCCAGUGGGGAUAGAGGGCUUCUAGGGCCUCAGCGGUCCCCCUUCACCCAAGGCUGGGCCUCCACUCUGCACUCAGGCCCUUCCAGAGACUGGGGGUGACAGAGCCUGGUCCCAGUGUUGCUUGGCCCUUUUUCCCUCUCUGGGCCUCAGUCCCUGCCCUUCUGAGGCCGCCAGGUCUGGGAGGUGUGGUCAUGGUUAACAGCUCCGGCUGCCUGGGUUCAGAUCUUAUUUCUUCCUCUUACCUGCUGUGUGGCCCCUCGACAAAUGGCUUAACCUCCCUGGGCCUCAUUUUCCUCAUUUCUGAAACAGGGACUGUCUCAAGGAUUAAGCGAACUCAUGGGGUGACACAGGCCCCUCCCAUUUCCUCUGCUCCCCCCCCCCCUUCACUCAGUCAUUCAUUUGCCUGCUGAGCACCUUCUGCGGCCACCACGUUUCAGACAUAUUUGGUCACAGCUCACCAUGAGGCAGGGCCCAUGCGAGUCCAAAUUGUGAGCAAACUGAGGCUCAGGGAGGGAGCCACAGAGCCUGACCCCAGGCUCCACCCCGCCCGAGCCCUCAGGUAGCUCUUUACCUAUCAAGGGCCACUGGAAAGAGCCCUCGAAGGUGCUGGCAUUCCAGGGAGGCCUGGUCAGACUUGGGCUGUCUGGCCCUGCCUUUGCUUGUUUGGGGGAGUCCUGGGCCUUUCUUCUAGGCUCCACCGUCCUGGGGAUGAAGAGGGGGUGUCCAAACCGUUUGAAAGCUAAGUCAGCCGGAUGUUAGCCUGCAGGAGGAAUGGCCGUGGUUUCUGCCUGUCUCCCCGGGACCUGCGGGGGGAGGGGGGGGUGUAUGUGUGUGUCUUCAUGCCUCUCCCGGGCUCUCUUUGUUCAUUCACUCGGGAGCCAUUCACACGGCGCCCGCGAUCCUCUUCAUUCAUUCUCUUCCCCUGACUCACUCUCACCUCCUCGGCUCAGCCCCAGCAUCUCCCCUGGGCUGCCCCAGCCCUCGGUGCUCUGAGUCAUCACUCUGAGGACGGAUCCGGGUCCCCUCCCCCCAGUGUGCACACGCACACACGCACAGGACUGUGAGCCCCGGGAGGGUAGGGCCGGCGGCUGCUGUGUCCUCAGACAGGGCAGGGGCGCGCUGACGUCAGUCAGAUGGGGCCCCUGCCCUCCCGGGGGUUCCUGAGAUGGAUGGUAAGCCAAGAAGCCAACAAAGGAAAGCCCCGCUUUACUGGACGGCAGUCAGCGUCCUGGAGAAUUCUCGCUUCAGGCUGAGUGGCGGGAGGACUCUGAGACUCUGUUUCAGGCGGGUGCAGGAAGACACCCAGCUAGUAAGAGGCAGGGAAUGGCCCAGCCACCUGCCCCGGCCCCUGCCCAGGGCCCUGUGGCUUGCAGGGUGAGUGAGAGCAUUUGGGUGCUGGCCUGGCCGAGUCUCUACCUGCGACUCGCCGUGUGCUCUUUUCAGCUGGCACUUUUCUCUCUGAGCCUCUGUCCCCUCAUUGGGGGGCAGGCCUCAGCACGCUAGUGUCCUGCCUGUCUGCUGGGCAUGUGGGAGAGAUCCGAGGCUGCAGACCGGGGCUUGACCUUGAACCAAACCUCUGUGGCUGUUCUAUAAAGUGAGCACCAGACGGUGCCGAGACCCGAGCCUGGGUCUGCAGCUGCAGACCGGGGUGUGACCUUGAACAAGACCUCUGUGGCUGUUCUAUAAAGUGAGCACCAGAAGGUGCCUGUGCCUGGCGAUGUGAGGAUCCCGGCCUUGGGAUGUAAUGCGCAUGCCCAGCCUGGCUCCGUUCAGAUCAGCUCGACCUUGCCCCUUGGCCACAUGUCACAUCCUGUUACUCCACGCUUAGAACAUCCGUGUCCAGACCCUGCACCUGGCCAGCCCACCUCUCACUGGUCCGGGAACUUGGAUGUUUGUGCCUGUGCACCCCUGGCUCAGGGCACCCAUCUGCUGUUCUGGGAAUGCUCAACUCUGCCCUGGUUCUUUGCCCGUCUGGGUCUCUGCUGCCAAGGACUACGAGAACGCCAUCAAGUUCUACAGCCAGGCCAUCGAGCUGAACCCCAGCAAUGCCAUCUACUAUGGCAACCGCAGCCUGGCCUACCUUCGCACGGAGUGCUAUGGCUACGCGCUGGCGGACGCCACGCGGGCCAUUGAGAUCGACAGGAAGUACAUCAAGGGCUACUACCGCCGGGCGGCCAGCAACAUGGCGCUGGGCAAGUUCCGGGCCGCCCUGCGCGACUACGAGACGGUGGUGAAGGUGAAGCCCCAUGACAAGGACGCCAAAGUGAAGUACCAGGAGUGCAACAAGGUCGUGAAGCAGAAGGCCUUCGAGCGGGCCAUUGCGGGCGACGAGCACAAGCGCUCCGUGGUGGACUCGCUGGACAUUGAGAGCAUGACUAUUGAAGACGAGUACAGUGGGCCCAAGCUGGAGGACGGCAAGGUGACGGUCGCCUUCAUGAAGGAGCUCAUGCAGUGGUACAAGGACCAGAAGAAGCUGCACCGGAAGUGCGCCUACCAGAUUCUGGUCCAGGUCAAAGAGGUCCUCUCCAAGCUGAGCACGCUGGUGGAGACGACGCUUAAAGAGACAGAGAAGAUUACAGUGUGCGGGGACACCCACGGCCAGUUCUAUGACCUCCUCAACAUAUUUGAGCUCAACGGUUUACCCUCAGAGACCAACCCCUAUAUAUUUAAUGGCGAUUUCGUGGACCGCGGCUCUUUCUCUGUAGAAGUAAUCCUCACCCUCUUCGGCUUUAAGCUCUUGUACCCUGAUCACUUUCACCUACUUCGAGGCAACCAUGAGACAGACAACAUGAACCAGAUCUACGGCUUCGAGGGCGAGGUGAAGGCCAAGUACACAGCCCAGAUGUAUGAGCUCUUCAGCGAGGUGUUCGAGUGGCUUCCGCUGGCCCAGUGCAUCAACGGCAAAGUGCUGAUCAUGCACGGGGGCUUGUUCAGCGAGGACGGCGUCACCCUGGACGAUAUCCGGAAGAUCGAGAGGAAUCGGCAGCCCCCAGAUUCAGGUCCCAUGUGCGACCUGCUCUGGUCAGACCCACAGCCGCAGAAUGGGCGCUCGGUCAGCAAGCGGGGCGUGAGCUGCCAGUUUGGGCCUGACGUCACCAAGGCCUUCCUGGAGGAGAACCACCUGGACUACAUCAUCCGCAGCCACGAGGUCAAGGCCGAGGGCUACGAGGUGGCGCACAGUGGCCGCUGCGUCACCGUCUUCUCCGCCCCCAACUACUGCGACCAGAUGGGGAAUAAAGCCUCCUACAUCCACCUCCGGGGCUCCGACCUGCGGCCCCAGUUCCACCAGUUCACAGCAGUGCCUCAUCCCGACGUGAAGCCCAUGGCCUACGCCAGCACGCUGCUGCAGCUGGGGAUGAUGUGAGGCCCCGCCGGCCCGCUCCCCACCGGCCCCAGGCCCAGCCUAGGGCCACGUUGGACCCCCCUUUUACUUUGUAAAGUUUGUAUUUAUUCCCCUUUAGGUUUGCAGAGGGGGCUUGGGGGCUGACCAGAGGGUCUGCUCCCGGGACAAAGAGGAAGGCGGCGGAGAGGCAGGGCUGGGGCACAGUCCGGGCAUUCUGGAGGGAGGCCGGCGGCGGGGCGGGGCGGGGCCCGGGGCUUCCCCGCCCCCUCGUUUGCAUGGCUCCUCCCCCGCUAAAGCAAUAGGGCCCACCACAGGAAGACCCGAAAGAGGGUCAUCAGGGAGGCCUCGACUGCACCCCUCCUGGCAGCCCCAGGGCGGGGCGAGGCUGGGGCUCAUCCCCUUCCCCAGCUAUUUUAUGUCUGUAAUUAAAUAUGUUAAAAUAAAGUCAUUAUUGUAAGUCA